AAGCACAAUGGUCAACACCCCAUUUAUUUCCCUUAAAAGCAAAACUUAAAACCAGAGUUAAACAAAACUUACACUCAAAAACUGUAAAAUGAACAACUUCUCCUUAAUCAACCCCCAUUUUUUUCAGCCUCUUUUACCAAAUUUUCAAUCCAAUUUCUCGAUUCCGAAGUCAUUCCUAAAGUAUCUUAGAGAAGAAGAUAAAGAGGAAGGUGAUGAAAAGAUUGCCAAAAUAAGAAACUAUGAAGUUGGAGAUUACCUAUGGAAGGUCAAAGUGGGUUAUUUCGAUGAUAAGUUGCAUUUUAAAGAUGGUUGGAACAAUUUUUGUAACGACCAUGGUUUACAAGUUGGUGAUUUCUUGGUGUUUCAAUAUCAUCAAAACUUGGUUUUCGACGUUUUCGUGUUCGAUCCUACUACUUGUGAGCGUCCGUUUCCGGGUUUACACCAUCUCACGGUAGAGAAGGCGCUAUCAUCAAGCUUAAACAACCAAGAAAUAAAGGGAUUUUGCAAGAAUGGGAAAGAGUUGAAAAGGAACAAAAAGCACAAGGCCCAUCCAGCAGGGAAAGCAUCCUUUGAACCGAGGGGAUAUCCGUACUACGAAACCUUUGUGAAAUCAUUCACCUUGAAAUGGGGAGGAGUGAGUGUCCCAUCACAAUUUGCAAGGGAAAAUGAUCUAGUAAACAAAUGGUGUGACGUGACACUAACAGAUCAACAAGGGAAAGAAUGGCAAGUUACACUGAGAAAUCGUAACCAGGGUCGUACUGUUUAUAUUGGAACGUGGAAUGCUUUUCACCGUGCGCAUGGCUUGAAAACUGGUGAUCAUAUUGUCUUUGAGCUCAUUCAGUCUGGAGAAACACCCAAAAUGAAUUUCUAUAAAUAGAGUUGAUUAGUUAGAUCCUUUUGCAAAGUGGAGAGCGGUCAAUAAUAUCAAUAAUGGACCUAUUGUAUUGGAUCGAAUCGGAUUGGAUUGGAAAUUUAACUGAUAUCUUCAACAAGAGAAAUCACACUCAUCUGGACUCAAUUGCUUGUUUUGUGUUUUGUACUUUGUAUUUCGAUAGAAAUAUUGAAUUUCUAAAACAUAAGUUAUAUUUUUAUGUUGUUAAUUACUUUUCGUAUCGGAUAUGAUAAGGUUCGUUUAUUAUCCUUUGUCAUUUCAAGGUUUAUCUCAUGCCUAAUGAAGAAGCUAAUUAAUGAGAUUAUACCUCGUUUA
This is a messenger RNA of Spinacia oleracea (spinach), 1207 nucleotides long. Its product is annotated as B3 domain-containing protein REM14. Lineage: Eukaryota; Viridiplantae; Streptophyta; Magnoliopsida; Caryophyllales; Amaranthaceae. The record is from RefSeq and is a predicted model, not a curated record. Bases 89 to 877 code for a protein of 262 amino acids. Gene Ontology annotation, molecular function: DNA binding. The transcript is spliced from 5 exons.